UGUCAAAAAUUUUAAAUGGCGUAAAUUAAAAAAUGGCGGAUGCCUAUCAAUGAAUGAUGCGCUUAUAAAGAUUUUAGUGUGACUAAUUAUGGGACUGUCUCGUUAUCGUGGAUAAAAAGUGAAUAGUAUAUAUAAAAUUAUUAAUUAAUUAACAAUAAGAAACUUUAUUCCGUUUAUUGAAUUGUAGAUAAUGUUCCCUUAGCUCACAAUUGAAUAUUUAAGUUUAGAUUGGAAUUUUAUGCACGUGAACUGUUGUGUACUGUCAUGUUACAAUUACUGAGUAAUUUUGUUGUUAGCGGAAAUGUCUGUUCAUUAUAAAUUUAAGAGUGCAUUGGAUUAUGACACGGUCACAUUCGAUGGGCUUCACAUAUCUGUAGGCGAUUUGAAAGCUGCUAUAUCGCAACAAAAACGUAUAGGAAAAACUUCCGAUUUUGAUUUGCAGAUCACCAACGCCCAGACUAAAGAAGUUUACAUUGAUGACAACACUCUAAUCCCUAAGAACACAUCACUGUUAGUGGCAAGAGUGCCCCUUGCACAACAACCAAAAAAACAGUGGGAGAAUUCUAACAAUAACUUAUCAUCACUCCAUAAAGAUGUGGCACCUAACAAGGGAUUGGCAGAUCUAUCUCGCAUGGAAGGUAGCGAACAGGAUAAAAUAAAUGCUAUGAUAUCACAAUCCACCUUUGACUACGAUCCUAGCAAUUAUCAGAAAAUUAGAGGACAGAAUCAGAGAGGUGCUGUACCAGCUAAUUACAUUUGUUACAAGUGUCAAAAGCGUGGGCAUUGGAUCAAAGAUUGUCCUGCGGCAAAUUCAGGUGACCCGGUGGAAAUAAGGCGUAGUACAGGCAUUCCCCGGAGUUUUAUGGUUCCUGUUGAAGGCCCCAAGGCACCUGGCGCCAUGAUGACCCCAAGCGGAACCUUUGCUGUUCCUGCAGUUGAUCAUGAGGCUUACAUGGCGUCAGAAAAUUCAGGCGGUGGCGAUGCUCCACCGUCGAACGCGCCCAUUGCGAGCGAGCCGAACAUACCUGAUGAACUCAUCUGCAGCCUGUGUCGAGACCUUCUCACCGAUGCUGUCAUGAUACCGUGCUGCGGAAAUUCCUUCUGUGAUGAAUGUAUCCGAGGCGCUUUGCUGGAGUCUGAGGACCACGAGUGUCCAGAUUGUCGCGAAAAAGAAAUAUCUCCGACAACAUUGAUACCCAACCGGUUCCUGAGAAACUCGGUUUUAUCAUUCCGCAACCAGACGGGGUACAGUCGGCGCACACCGCACCGACCCGCUGCCGCCCCGCCGCAGUCUCGUCCCCCACCUAUGGAUGUACCACCUCCAGCUGUGUCGCAACCCCCGCUGAAUGGGCCCGUGCAGCCUGCGGCUCCGAGUAGCACAGGGCCGCCUCAGUCUCAUAAGCCUGAUCUAGAACCUCCCUCCAAUAUACCAAUGAAUAUGCCUAGGAUUGAUGAGCAAAGAGCGAGCACACCUACUAUUGAUGAGAGGAGGGAUCCAAUGUCUUCGCAGGUGAUGUAUAAUCGUGGAGCUCCGCCGUACGUUCCGGGCCUGCCGCCGCCGCCCUCACAUUAUAAUGAGCCUCCAUAUUCAAGAUCUUUACGGCCGGGGCCGUUCAACGACCGCUACCCGCCCGACCCGUACCAACCACCGCCGCCUGGCAUCAAAGAUUCGCCGUCUAACGGGGCCACCGAGGACCCGCUGGAGGCGUUCAACCGCAUGAUCCGCGAGAAGGAGAUGCGAGCGAAGCGUCGCGAGGAGCGGCGGCGCGCGCACUCCGGGUCCCGUUCGCGGUCGCGCACGCCGCGUUCGGUGCGCUCGGCGCGCUCGGGCCGCUCGCCGCGCGGUCCGCGCUCCCCGCGCUCCCCGCGCUCCCCGCGCUCCCCGCGCUCUCCGCGCUCGCCGCGCUCGCCGCGCUCGCCGCGCUCGCCUCGCUCGCCGCGUGCGCGCCCCAGGAGUCGCGCCUCCAGUCGACUCCGGUAUUCUAGAUCUCGCUCUAUGUCGCGGGGCCGCAUUCGUCGCUCGCCCUGGUCGCCGCGCAGGCGUCGCUCCCGAGACAGGUCAUUAUCGCUUUCUCGUUCCCCGUCGCCACGGCGGCGUGUGAUGCGGUACCGAUCACCGGGCCCGCGUUCGCCGCUGCGCUCCCCGUUACGUUCGCCGCUACGUUCGCCGCCGCGUUCGCCAGUGCGUUCGCCGUUGCGUUCUCCGCGACGGUCGGUUUUGCGUUCACCGCCGCCUAGACCGCUUUCCCCGCAUCGAUACGCCGGAGUUUAUGAUGAACUGUUGUCGCCACCGAGACGUAGUGUUGAGCCGCCGUAUGGAGCCAGAUAUGGUCCUAGAAGCAGUGUUCCUCCACCUGUUUACCCGCCAUUGGGAGUAAAACCUCCUGCGAGUAUGGGAAAUGUCCCCAUGCACCCUGAUCCGCCACCGGGUUAUCGAGGCCGCUAUGACGCAGCUCCAUUUGAAGAAAUUCCACCAGGUUUAGAACCACCUGUGCCAGGAUUUGAACCAUCUCCAUUUGAGAAACCAUCAUUCGGCCCACCAGGCCCAAUUGAACGUGAAAGAAUUCCGCCUCCUAAUUUUAGGGACCCCUACAGACCACCCACAUACGAAGGGCCACCUGGGUACAGGGACAUGUCAAUGCCUCCUGUGUCUAGUGAGAUACCAGUACAUGUCGGAGAACAACCGCCACGUUAUCGCGAUAAUUUUAGACCCGGGCCUACUUAUCGUGAUCAAAGUUCAGUUCCAUUCCGGGAUGGACAACCGUAUAGAGAUUCUGGGUCCCAAGGAGCUUACCGUGAUCCCAAUUUCCGACCUCCUCAAUUUCGGGAUAGCAAUUACAGAAAUGCUCCUCCAUACAGGGAAGGUAGCUUUAGAGAUAAUGUGUCGCAUACUAAUUUCCGUGAAGGAGGAGUUCCUUAUAGACCACCUAGUGCCGAUCCUCGGGAACCAAUACCUCUCAAUUACCACGAUGCCAAUUACCGUGAGAACUUUAGAGAAGAUAACAAUGCUCCCCGGGAAUACAACAGAUCAGCAGGAUACAGACCUAAUGUCCGCAGUAGAGUCGGGCCAAGACGUAAUCCUAAUGCUGAAGGUGACAGACACAGGGAAAGGGAGGGCCGCGAUAGAGAUCGUUACAAUGAAAACCGUGACAACCCUGACAGGCCGGAUAGAAAUCGGGAUGUAGAUAGGAGACCUGUGUAUGAUAAAGCUCGUGAUACACGGGAAGACCGGCCUCGUGAAUUUGAAAGGGGUCGAGAAUAUGAAAAAGAACGGGAACAUGGCACACCAGACAAGAAAACUCGUUUAUCGCCUAAACGAAGUAGAGAAACGCGUGAUAAAAAACGUAGUGAAUCAAGAGGACGUUCGAGAGAUCGUGAACGUGACAAUAGAAGAGAUAAAAAGGAUGAUAGAGUUCAUGAAAAAUCCUCUAAUGACAGAAGUAGAGACCACAAGGAAAAAGAAAAGAAACUUAAGGAAAGAAAAAAGAAAAAGAGGGAAAAGGAAAAAGACACAGAAAAGAAGAAAAAACGAGAUAAAAAGGAAAAAAAAGACAAGGAAACUGUCAAAAAAGAAGAUUUAGGAGUAACCAAAGACGACACCAAGGAGAUGGAAAAACAGGAGAAGCCACCUGAAGUCGAUAAAACAGUAAAAACUGAAAAAAGUGAUAUUGAUAUUGAAAAAGUUAAGUGUGAGACGUCGUCUAAGGCGGAGGGUAAUAUAAAGUCUAAAGAUGAUUUAUAUGGCGAUGAGGCUGCCGACGCUGUUGAUAAUGAAAUAAUACAAAAUUAUGUCAAAACUGAAAAUAAUGUUGUUAAUAAUGAAGUAAAAAACCUCGAAGCUGCUAAUAAGGAUGAACCGUUUGAUGGAAUAGAACUUCAAGCUAACGCAGAUGAACUAGAUUUGAAAGUUGAGAUGGAAACCAAUAGUCAGCCAAAUAGUAAUAUGUUAGCACCUAUGCCUGAAUUAUCUAAAUGGGAAGUAGACGAAGAAAAUGUAGAAAAAGCAAAGGAACCCGGAGAAAUAACUUCACCUGAAGAGGAAGAAGAUGGAACUAAGGUUACAUCGGAUGUUAUAAAGCGUGCCGAAAAUGCUAUAUUUGCUAAGGCCAUACAUUCUCUAAGACCUAUAGAAAUCAAGAAGAUUAGUAGUGAUCGUCUAAAAUUAUAUGGUGAUGAUCAACCUAAAGUACCUAUGAACAAUAUUCAAAUAACAGUCCCAGUAGCCGAUGCGGAACAGAGAUCAAUAGAAAUUAAUGAUAAAAAGAAAAGACAUUCAAAAACUCCUCCCCCGAGACUGUCUGUCAAAGAACGCCUCGGUGGAAAAAUUGACGAUGUUCGUAGAGGGCGCGAACCGCGAGUUGUGCAUAGUACGGUAGAACGCGUAAAAUCACGGUCUAAAACUCCAAAGAAAGAGCAGCCGUACCGAAGAGUAACAGUGGAGAAGGAAAGAAAUAAAAAAGACACAGCUGGGAGAUCAGAUUCAUCAAAAAGUGAAAGACGUGUUUUUUCUGAAGGCAUAAAAAGCGACAAACAGCGCGGUGGAAGCCCACGUGGUUUUAAAAAAUGUUUUGACAAAAAUCCUAGAGAUGACAAAAGGAAUAAUUCACGUGAUCGUGAUCAGGAAAAGAAUACGACGGACAACAAAGCUAUGCCUACUGAUCGUGAAAGAAAGAAAUCAAUUUUAGAUGAAGCGCAUUUUGAACCAGAUUAUGAUGAAAAUGUAGAAUCUGAUGGUGAGACCAAAGAAGAUAUUGGGAAAAAGCGCGAACGUUCUGGAUCGCUUAGUGGUCGCGAUCACGUUGAUGUCAAGAAACUUAAAAUUGAUAAUGAUUCUAUUAAAUUAGAUCUUACGAACGUUAAAAAGAAACCUGAAACUGAAAGUGAAACAUCAACCGACUCGGACUUUUCGUCUUCAUCAUCGUCAUCGGACGCUCGUAAGCGCAAGAAGAAAAAGAAACGCGCAAAGAAAAAGAAGAAACGUGCUGCAAGUGAUAGCGACAGUGAGUCUGAAUCUAGUACAGACGAGCACAAGAAAAAGAAGAAGAAGCGCAAGCACAAGAAGAAAGCUAGUAAGAAAAAGAAGAAGUCAAAACACAAGUAAUCAUUUCCUUUUCAAAUACAAUACAUACUACGCGUUCUUUUUUUAUUUUUAAAUUAAUAGGUAAUAGUCGAAUCUGAUUUUACUUACUGUACGACUAUCUAAUUAGGCUUUUAGAUUAAGUGGGUCAAUAGUGUUAUAAUUGUAACGUGCGUUUUGCAUAUUAAUAUUAUAUAGCUAUAUCGUCGUGUUAAAAGUAAAUAAUAAAGUCAGAUAGUUAUUGA
Molecule: messenger RNA, 5322 nt
Organism: Manduca sexta (tobacco hornworm)
Lineage: Eukaryota; Metazoa; Arthropoda; Insecta; Lepidoptera; Sphingidae
Gene: snama
Product: E3 ubiquitin-protein ligase RBBP6
Exons: 17
Coding region: 302-5101 (1599 amino acids)
Biological process (GO): mRNA processing; ubiquitin-dependent protein catabolic process; protein ubiquitination
Cellular component (GO): nucleus
Molecular function (GO): ubiquitin protein ligase activity; nucleic acid binding; zinc ion binding
Source: RefSeq, a predicted model, not a curated record